AUGCUCCGUACCAAGAAUGUUGAUGUCCCUACCACCUGCCCUGUGUGUCAAGAAAAUACUGAAACUAUUAUGCAUGCUCUUGUCACUUGCCCUUUUGCCAAUGCUUGCUUGAACAAGGUGUUGGCAGCGGCUAGCUUGGUAAGUGCUGCAACAUUCGGCUCUUGGCUUGGCACUAUCUUCUGUAGCCUCAAUGAAGAAAUCAUUAAUAAUGUUACUGUUCUUUGUUGGGCACUAUGGAAGUCACGAAACAAUAAAGUUUGGAACAACAAAUUAUCUUUUGUCUCUCAUGUUGUAACUUCAGCAUCUACUUGCUUUGAUCAAUGGAAAAAAGCUCAGUGUUCUUCUUCUUUAUCGUCACUUAACUUUGCUUCUUCUAGUGACGGUGUUGAGCAUUGGACCAAACCUAAAACCAAUACAAUCAAAGUUAAUGUCGACGCUGCAAUGUUUGAGGAGGAUGGUAUAUAUGGCUUUGGAAUCGUGGCUAGAGAUGAUACAGGCAGAUUAAUAAGGAGCAAGAGCUCUUGCUCAUCAGGUGCCCCGUUGGUGGAGAUUGCUGAAGCCAUAGGGGUGAAAGAAACCCUUAGUUGGAUAAAGAUCAAUGGUUGGCAAGAGGCAAUUCUUGAAACUGACAGUAUGGUUACUGUCCAAGCAAUUCGAAGUAGUACCUCCAUGUCUUCAGUCUUUGGACUUCUCAUACAAGACUGUCAAGCUUUGCUUUCCUCUUUGAUUAAUGUUAAGUUAUUUUUUGUUAAACGAUCAGCAAAUCGAGUAGCUCAUUGA
Molecule: messenger RNA, 780 nt
Organism: Cannabis sativa
Lineage: Eukaryota; Viridiplantae; Streptophyta; Magnoliopsida; Rosales; Cannabaceae
Exons: 1
Coding region: 1-780 (259 amino acids)
Molecular function (GO): RNA-DNA hybrid ribonuclease activity; nucleic acid binding
Source: RefSeq, a predicted model, not a curated record